GGGGCAAAAUAUUCCAGUGAGUGUGUGUGACGCUUUCCAGUCAUUGGAAUUUAGCUCGUGGUGUCUCAAAGGUAUCAAUGAACUUCGUGAAGAUUUUAGAUAACCUUACUUUUACUCAACGUACAAAAGUCAGGUAGCGUUUGCUUUCCGAGGGGAUUUUGGUCAGUGUCUUCUUUAAGAAGUUGUCUCUUACCUCUUCUUUUACAACAACCGUUGUAAAUCUGCAAACCGAGUCCAGGAUGAAAUACAUUAUAGGAAUUGGCGGGAUAACAAACGGUGGUAAAACCACGUUGACGAACAGACUGGUUAACCUUUUGCCUAACUGCUGUGUAAUCCACCAGGAUGAUUUUUUCAAGCCACCGGAUCAAAUAGAAGUCGGAGCGGACGGCUUUAGGCAAUGGGAUGUCAUCACAGCUUUGGACAUGGAAGCAAUGGUUAACACCGUGAAGGGCUGGGUGGAGAAUCCGGUGAAGUUUGCCCGCUCUCACGGCGUGGGGUUGUCCCCUACUGUGGAGCUAGAGGACCCAGAGCAGCAGACCCACAUCCUCAUUGUGGAGGGCUUCCUGCUCUACAACUACAAGCCCUUGGUUGAUGUGUUCGACAAGUCUUACUACAUCAGUAUCCCAUAUGAGGAAUGCAAAAGGAGAAGAAGUACGAGGCAGUACACUGUCCCAGACCCCCCGGGCCUGUUUGACGGCCACGUGUGGCCCAUGUACCUGAAGCACAGGAAGGAGAUGGAGGAAUGCUGCUUUAACAUCGAAUACCUGGAUGGCUUGAAGUCUAAAGAUGAGAUCUUCAACGCUGUGUUUCAAGACAUCCAGAACACAUUGUUAAAUUGUUUAUAGUAAGAACUCAACAUCACUGCCCUGUACAGAGCUGUAAAUAGAAUGCAGUGGGAUUUUUCUCUUUUUUUCUCACCCAAACCUUUGUAUAUAUUUUGAAGGAAUUGACUAUAAUUUAUCACCUUUUUUGAAUGGAGCUCAAGUUAGGAUUUUUUUGUUUGUUUUGUUUUUCAUUUACUUGCAUUUUUGUUACUUGAUUAUGUAUUGUUUUUGUAAGUGGAGGUAUAUCUGUGCAUACAUGCAGGUCAUUACAACUUGACUAGUCUGAAAGAACUACUCGUACUACAACAUAGCUUUUCAUUACUGUGUAGAGUACCCAGCACAACCAUCAAAACAACAUUCUGUUUGUUUUAAAAUAAAAGACGAGUACAAACAA
Messenger RNA from Engraulis encrasicolus (European anchovy), 1218 nucleotides. RefSeq names its product muscle-specific beta 1 integrin binding protein (gene mibp). Gene Ontology annotation, cellular component: cytoplasm. The transcript is spliced from 8 exons. The record is from RefSeq and is a predicted model, not a curated record. Bases 240 to 845 code for a protein of 201 amino acids. Gene Ontology annotation, molecular function: ribosylnicotinamide kinase activity. Lineage: Eukaryota; Metazoa; Chordata; Actinopteri; Clupeiformes; Engraulidae.